Molecule: messenger RNA, 1575 nt
Organism: Lolium rigidum
Lineage: Eukaryota; Viridiplantae; Streptophyta; Magnoliopsida; Poales; Poaceae
Product: probable GTP-binding protein OBGM, mitochondrial
Exons: 4
Coding region: 1-1425 (474 amino acids)
Cellular component (GO): mitochondrion
Molecular function (GO): GTP binding; GTPase activity
Source: RefSeq, a predicted model, not a curated record
AUGCGGGUCCCAUUUAGCAGCAAGCGGGAUCACCAGUUUGAGGCCACGGCACGGGAUCGACAUAAAAAGGAUUUGCAUUAUUCAACGCAACAAAAAUUUGCAGGUGGCGAUGGAGGGACAGGUGGUAAUGUCAUUCUUGAGUGCUCAAGGUCUGUCUGGGAUUUCAGUAACUUGCAACAUCACACGAAAGCAACCCGAGGAGGCAAUGGACUUUCUAAGAAACAGAUAGGGACAAGAGGUCCUGACAAGGUCGCACAAGUACCAAUUGGCACAGUGAUUCAUCUAGUCCGAGGGGAACCACCUUCUUUCAGUGUAAAUGCACCUACCAGAUCUCUAGAUCCCUGGGAUAUCACAGAUGCUGCAGAAGACUCUGCAGACAGUUCCAAUCAGAAUAACAACAAGGAUAUCAUUUAUGGAAAUGAAGCUGAAAGAGGAAUUAACAAUCAGUGGGAGAAGCAAACAUACACUAGUUCAUGCUCCAAGACUGGGUUUUCGAAUGCGGAAGAUUGUAAUGCAAGUAACACUCAAUAUCAGGUUGAGAUGGAUGAAAAGGAUCAGUCUGAUGAGGACGAUGGAGAAUUUUGGGAGGAUGAAGAUGAGACCGAGGAAGAGGAUGAAGAUGCAGAUGCAGAUGAGGCUAGGGAAGAAGAAGAUGACAUACAGUAUUCUGUUGCUGAAAUGACAAGAGCUGGGCAGCGGUUGAUUAUAGCACGAGGAGGGGAGGGUGGGCUAGGGAAUGCUUCUAUUGGCAACGAUGUGCGCCUAUCCAAAGAAGAUAGACAACAGAAGAUAUUCCGUUUGAGUGCUGGAGAACCAGGGACAGAGACCUUUCUUGUAUUGGAGCUGAAGAGCAUUGCUGAUGUUGGCCUUGUUGGGUUGCCUAAUGCCGGAAAGAGCACAUUGCUGAGUGCUCUCUCUAAAGCUCGCCCGGAGAUCGCUGACUACGCAUUCACCACACUGAGGCCCAAUAUUGGUAGCCUAACCUACGAUGACUACUUCUCAGUGAAAGUGGCUGACAUACCUGGUCUUAUCAAAGGUGCCCAUGAGAACCGGGGCCUGGGCCAUGCCUUCUUGAGGCACAUUGAGCGCACCAAAGUUCUGUCCUAUGUGCUUGACCUGGCAGCAACACUCAACGGCGGGAAGGGUAUCCCACCAUGGGAGCAGCUGCAUGAUCUGGUCGUGGAACUAGAGCAUUACCAAGAAGGCUUGACCAAGCGCCCAUCGUUGAUAGUCGCAAACAAAAUAGAUGAAGAGGGAGCGGAUGCAAUGUAUGAAGAACUGAAGAGGAGAGUGCAGGGUGUUCCGAUAUUUCCAGUGUGUGCCAUCUUGCAAGACGGUGUACCUGAUCUGAGAGUUGGCCUCCGGGACCUUAUGGAUGCCUCAGCCCCGCAGGGCGUUGAUUUGAGCAAAAUCAUUGUAGACUAAAAGGCUGUUUUUUCCUUGAGAUAUUGACACGGUGGAAUUGUUCUCCAAAAAAUCCGCCCUAUGUUGCCAAAUUGGCUAUCAAUUUUCUUUAUAUGUGCUGUGUAGCCAUGUAGAGCGCAGAAUAGAUCAUCCAGUUUUUUCACGAAAUCA